AUGUUGAAGGAUUGCUCUGCUGUUCGAUCACUGAUCCAUAGUAUAUGUGAUUUUUUUGAACGCACCAUUCUGUGCAACAGCCUUGUGUGGAGCUGUGCUGUCACAGGUAAACCAGGACUCACAUAUCAGGAAGCACUGGAAUCGGAGAAGAAAGCCAGACAAAAUCUUCAAAGUUUUCCAGAGGCACUCAUCAUUCCAGUUCUCUCUCUGGCCACCCUUACCCAUCGCUCCCGACUUCAUGAGAUCUGUGAUGAAAUCUUUGCUUAUGUCAAGGAUCGGUAUUUUGUUGGUGAAACAGUGGAAGUAGUUAGAAAUAAUGGUGCAAGGUUGCAGUGUAAGAUUUUGGAAGUCAUAGCUCCACCCCAUCACAAUGGAAUGGCGAAUGGCCACGCCGGCAGCACUGAUGGAGACACAAUUGUCAUCAGCGACAGUGACGACUCAGAAACGCACAAUAGCUCUGCACAAAAUGGAGAGAAGAAAGCCAUAAUUGAUCCUUCUCUAUUCAAAUACAAAGUCCAACCUAUUAAGAAAGAACUAUAUGAAACUGUUGUCGUUAAAGCAUCUCAACUAAGCCGGAGGAAACAUCUCUUUUCUCGUGACAGACUUAAACUUUUUCUGAAACAACACUGUGAACCACAUGAUGGAGUCAUUAAAACUAAGGCAACAUCAAUUGCAAAAUAUAAUCUAGCUGAACAAAGUUUCUCCUGCUUCUUUCCUGAUGACCCACCUACGUUUAUCUUCAGUCCUGCAAGCAGGCGGCGAGGGAGACCUCCAAAGAGAGCAUCUACUAGUCUUGAGGAUGAGAUUCCUGCUAAACGAAAUACCCAAGGAAACAAAAGUAAAGUAGCAAGGGAAAAGACAAGGUUCCCGAAGCUGAAAGAAGAUAUGCAAGCCAUGGCUUUUGAAAAAGCUAAAUUAAAACAAGAGAAGGCAAAUGCUAUAGAAGCUAAGAAAAAGGAGAAAGAAGAUAAGGAAAAAAAGAGAGAAGAAUUAAAGAAGAUUGUGGAAGAAGAAAGGAUGAAGAAGAAAGAAGAGAAAGAGAGACUCAAAAUAGAAAAGGAAAAAGAAAGAGAGAAGCUGCGUGAAGAAAAAAGAAAAUACGUGGAGUACCUGAAACAGUGGAGUAAACCUAGAGAAGAUAUGGAGUGUGAUGAUCUUAAGGAACUUCCCGUUCCAAUACCAGUGAAGACGAGACUUCCUCCUGAGAUCUUUGGUGAUGCUCUGAUGGUUUUGGAGUUUUUAUAUGCUUUUGGGGAACUUUUUGAUCUUCAAGAUGAAUUUCCUGAAGGAGUGACUUUAGAAGUUUUAGAGGAAGCUCUUGUAGGAAAUGACACUGAAGGCCCACUAUGUGAAUUGCUGUUUUUCUUCCUGACUGCCAUCUUUCAGGCAAUGGCCGAAGAGGAAGAAGAAGUGGCCAAAGAUCAAAUAGCUGAUGCUGAGACCAAAGAUUUAACAGAGGCUUUGGAUGAAGAUGCAGACCCCACAAAAUCUGCACUGUCUGCAGUUGCAACUUUGGCAGCUGCAUGGCCCCAGUUACAUCAGGGAUGCAAUUUGAAAAACUUGGAUCUUGAUAGCUGCACUCUUUCUGAGAUUCUCAGACUUCACAUUCUAGCAUCAGGCGCUGAUGUAACAUCAGCCAAUGCAAAAUACCGUUACCAGAAACGAGGAGGGUUUGAUGCUACUGAUGAUGCUUGCAUGGAGCUGAGAUUAAGUAAUCCUGGUCUCCUGAAGAAACUUUCAAGUACCUCAGUGUAUGAUUUGUUGCCAGGAGAAAAGAUGAAGAUCCUUCACGCCCUCUGUGGGAAACUUCUGACUCUCGUCUCCACUCGAGAUUUCAUUGAGGACUCUGUUGAUGUGUUACGACAAGCAAAACAGGAGUUCAGAGAAUUAAAGGCAGAACAGCAUCGCAAAGAACGAGAGGCGGCAGCAGCAAGGAUACGUAAGAGGAAAGAACAAAGGUUAAAAGAACAAGAGUUAAAAAUGAAAGAGAAACAAGAAAAGCUGAAGGAAGAGGAGCAAAGAAAUCCUGCUGUAGAAGUAUCCAUUGGGGAGGAGGAACGGGAAGACCUUGAUACUAGUACAGAGAGCAAAGAAAUGGAACGUAAAGAGCAAGACAUGGACACAGUGACAGAGGAUGAAGAAGAGCUGGGACCAAACAAGAAGCGAGGAAGAGGAAGGAGAGGGCAAAAUGGAUAUAAAGAAUUUACAAGACAAGAAGAGACCACAUGUGAAAAGAGUGAACCUCUUACUGCUGAAGAUGAAGAAGCUUUAAAACAGGAGCAACAAAAGAAAGAGAAGGAACUGCUAGAAAAGAUUCAGAACGCAACAGCCUGCACAAAUAUCACUCCAUUAGGUCGUGACCGUCUGUACCGACGCUACUGGAUUUUCCUCUCUGUUCCUGGAUUGUUCGUAGAAGAGGACUAUUCUGGUCUCACAGAAGACAUGUUGUUGCCUCGAACCUCUUCCUUUCAGAAUAGUGUACAGUCUUGCACAAAUGAACCUCAGGUAUUCAGUAAAACUGGAGAGUCUUUGAAAUCCUCUGAAUCUACCUCCAAUAUUGACCAAGAUUCACACACCAGUGUUGUUGUAGAGGUGCCAAGGCCAGUAUAUAAACCAAACCGUUGGUGCUUUUACAAUUCUCGGGAACAACUGGACCAACUCCUGGAGGCUCUCAAUUCCCGAGGACAUAGGGAGAGUGCCUUAAAAGAAACUCUUUUACAAGAGAAAAGUAGAAUAUAUGAACAACUAAGAAGUUUUCCUGUGGAAAAAUUCCAUAUUCCAGACAAACCUCAAAGUGACAUCAGACCUCCUUCAGGACGGGGAAGGAUGCAGAAUGCCCAUGAUGGAUCAUACAUAUCUGCAGAGAAGCAGCUUGAACUGAGACUUAGAGACUUUCUUUUGGACAUCGAAGACAGGAUCUACCAAGGAACAUUGGGAGCUAUUAAGGUUACAGACAGACAGUCUUGGAGAGCAGCCUUAGAACAUGGGCGGUAUGAGUUUCUGAAUGAUGAAAACAAAGAAAAUGGUAUAAUUAAAACUGUGAAUGAAGAAUCUGAAGAAAUGGAAACUGAUGAUCAAGAUAAAUUUAUUGUGAAAGACAGGUAA
Molecule: messenger RNA, 3105 nt
Organism: Cariama cristata (Red-legged seriema)
Lineage: Eukaryota; Metazoa; Chordata; Aves; Cariamiformes; Cariamidae
Gene: BAZ1A
Product: bromodomain adjacent to zinc finger domain, 1A
Exons: 19
Coding region: 1-3105 (1034 amino acids)
Biological process (GO): chromatin remodeling
Source: RefSeq, a predicted model, not a curated record